Molecule: messenger RNA, 972 nt
Organism: Phoenix dactylifera (date palm)
Lineage: Eukaryota; Viridiplantae; Streptophyta; Magnoliopsida; Arecales; Arecaceae
Product: copper transporter 1-like
Biological process (GO): copper ion transmembrane transport
Cellular component (GO): plasma membrane
Molecular function (GO): copper ion transmembrane transporter activity
Source: RefSeq, a predicted model, not a curated record
GCUCUCCCAGUCUCCCCCAUCCUUUAUAUUCAAAGGCCGCAAAGAAGAAGUACAGCCCAAGAGCGACCUCUUCCUCGUAGCUAGUAUUCCGCCAUGGAUCACUCGGGCAUGGGCAACAUGGCGCCGGACCAGGGUUACAGUACCCACAUGACCUUCUUCUGGGGCAAGAACUCGGAGAUUCUCUUCAAGGGAUGGCCCGGCACCAGGGGCGGCAUGUACGCCCUGGCCCUCAUCGUCGUCUUCCUGCUCCCCGUCCUCGUCGAGUGGCUCAACUUCUGCCGUGUGGUCAGGCCUCGUUGGGGCCAUACUGUGACCGGGCUCGCUCAGACGGCCAUGUACGCGAUCCGCGUCGGGCUCGCCUACUUGCUCAUGCUCGCCGUCAUGUCCUUCAACGUUGGCGUGUUGAUCGCCGCGAUACUGGGUCAUGCCUUGGGGUUCUUGCUCUUUGGCAGCUCGGUGUUCCAGAGACGGAAGCUGCAGCCGGCCGAGGGGACCAAGGGAGAUCUACCUCCCAUGUCCUGUGCCUGCUGAUUAUUUCUACGGCUUUUCAGUGUGUGGGGUGAUUUCGGAGUGCAAUAAACGUGGAAAUGUUUGCUUUGGAAUUUGAUUGUCAAUACUGAAUCCGCAACUUAGAUUUUAACGGUUGUAAAUUGUGUUGGAAAAUAAGGGUGCAGAUGUUUGAUCUUCUGCGAAAUUUUUACGGGGAGACUGAACGAACGUCACGAUGCUCAAAAUGGUAUUCCAACUGGAGCUUGUUCACAAGAUCUGCAGAGAAGAAAUGGUGCAAUUGUUUUGAUAACUUUUCCAAGAAAUCUUUCCUAAUUUUUUUAAAGAACUGUUUUCUUUUUAGCUUUGGAGAAAGGAUUGAGGCCACCAUAUACGAUGACUGUAAUAAGUACUUAAAUGAACGGUGUUGCAGAGAGAAUGCUGGUAAUCCAACAUCCCCUGUACUCCACUCAUUUUCCUGUUUCA